UCCGAGAGCUGCCUGUUUGUGUACAGUUACAGUUUCUCCUGAAGCUGAAUUCAGAUCAGCACUUAAAGGGGUUUAGUAAAGCUCUGUCUACCUCAUGUGCUCAAUCCCGCCUCCUGUAAGGCAGCCCGAGGACCUCACAUAGUAAGAUGGCUGAAAAACAGAAACACGAAGGCAGGGUAAAGAUAGGACACUACAUCCUCGGAGACACGCUGGGAGUCGGAACAUUUGGAAAAGUGAAGAUUGGAGAGCAUCAGCUAACAGGACACAAAGUUGCCGUGAAGAUCCUCAACAGACAGAAGAUCCGCAGUCUCGAUGUUGUGGGGAAAAUCAAACGAGAGAUUCAGAACCUUAAGCUCUUUAGACAUCCGCACAUCAUCAAGCUGUAUCAGGUGAUCAGCACUCCCACAGACUUCUUCAUGGUGAUGGAAUACGUGUCUGGAGGGGAACUCUUUGACUAUAUUUGUAAGCAUGGGAGGGUGGAGGACACAGAGGCGAGACGUCUUUUCCAGCAGAUCAUCUCAGCUGUAGAUUACUGCCACAGACACAUGGUGGUGCACAGAGACCUCAAGCCAGAAAAUGUGCUGCUGGAUGGCAACAUGAAUGCCAAGAUCGCUGACUUUGGUCUGUCAAAUAUGAUGUCAGACGGAGAGUUCCUGAGAACAAGCUGCGGAUCACCUAACUACGCCGCACCAGAGGUCAUUUCGGGAAGACUCUAUGCUGGUCCAGAGGUGGACAUCUGGAGCUGUGGCGUCAUUCUCUAUGCACUGCUCUGUGGGACUCUGCCAUUUGAUGAUGAGCACGUGCCCACCCUCUUCAAAAAGAUCCGUGGAGGGGUCUUCUACAUCCCAGAAUACCUCAACCGCUCAGUGGCCAGUCUACUUAUGCUCAUGCUACAGGUGGACCCACUGAAGAGAGCUACUAUCAAAGACAUCAGAGAGGAUGAGUGGUUUAAACAGGACCUUCCUGGCUACCUCUUCCCUGAGGACCCCUCGUACGACUCCACAGUGGUAGAUGAGGAAGCCGUGCGGGAGGUGUGCGAGAAGUUUGAAUGCACUGAAGCCGAAGUACUGAGCAGCCUCUACAGUGGAGACCCUCAAGAUCAGCUGGCCGUGGCGUACCACCUCAUUAUCGACAACCGGCGAAUCAUGAACCAGGCCAGCGAGUUCUACCUGGCCUCCAGUCCCCCAACCAGCUCCUUCAUGGAGGAGGGCAUGCCCCUGCCACCGGGGGUCAAACCUCACCCCGAACGGAUGCCCCCGCUCCUGGCCGACAGCCCUAAGGCACGAUGCCCUCUGGAUGCUCUCAACACUACCCGACCCAAACCGCUGGCGGUGAAGAAGGCAAAAUGGCACCUGGGCAUACGGAGCCAGAGCAAACCAUACGACAUCAUGGCUGAGGUUUACCGUGCCAUGAAACAGCUGGAGUACGAGUGGAAAGUGGUGAACCCGUAUCACCUGAGAGUGCGCCGGAAGAAUCCUGUCACUGGGAAUUUUGUGAAGAUGAGUCUGCAGCUCUACCAGGUGGACAAUCGUAGCUACCUGCUCGACUUCAAGAGUAUAGAUGAUGAUGUGAUCGAGCACAAGUCAGGGUCGUCGACUCCUCAGCGCUCUGGCUCUACAGCUGGCCUCCAUCGACCACGGCUCAGCAUCGACUCUGCGAGCGUGGCUGUUGAGAUGCCCCAGCUCAGCAGCUCUCUGCCGGGGUCUCUGACCGGGAGCACACCCCUGCUGGCCCCGCGUCAGGGCAGCCACACCAUGGACUUCUUUGAAAUGUGUGCCAGCCUCAUCACUACCUUGGCUCGCUGAGACCAACGCACCCAUACGCAAAGUACACAUCAGAAAACACCAUCAUCUGGUGGUCUUUACCUCUUAGAAACCAGUCAAAAGGUGAAGUGUUAAGGGGUUGUGAUAUAUAGAGUUGGGGAUGCUUUUAUGUCAGUCCCACAGUAGCAGCACAGACAUACGGUGGUCCCAAAAAGGUUUUGGACACUAAAGACACAGGUAUGAAAGUCAUUGUAUUAGUCCAAAUUAUCAUUUCAAGGUCUUCAGCAAACAAGUCAUGCUAAACCUUUUUGUUAUCACUUUAUCAUGCCCCAUUUUAUAUAUUUUUAUAAUAUAAUUCAGAAUAUAUACAAUGUGGCAUGUAAUUUAUCAUUUAUAGCAUACUAAUAAUGCUAUUUAUUAUUAUUAUUAUUAUUAUUGUGCUAUAAAUGAAAAAUUAUGAUUGUUCCAUUAAUGUUUGACAACUGCCCAUAUACCUCCCUCGCCCCAUAAUUUUUCUUUUGUAAUGGUAUAUGUAUAGUUUUUAUUCUUUUAAACCCAACAAAGAUCUUUUAUUUAUGGAAGCUUGUUUCUGCCACUAAAUAAAAAAAUAAAAAUGGUAUUUGUGCCUUUU
Messenger RNA from Megalobrama amblycephala (Wuchang bream), 2394 nucleotides. It is a transcript of the gene prkaa2, whose product is annotated as protein kinase, AMP-activated, alpha 2 catalytic subunit. NCBI's taxonomy places the organism in Eukaryota, Metazoa, Chordata, Actinopteri, Cypriniformes, Xenocyprididae. Bases 147 to 1805 code for a protein of 552 amino acids. Gene Ontology annotation, molecular function: AMP-activated protein kinase activity; ATP binding. Gene Ontology annotation, cellular component: cytoplasm. The record is from RefSeq and is a predicted model, not a curated record. Gene Ontology annotation, biological process: intracellular signal transduction; protein phosphorylation. The transcript has 9 exons.